CAAAAUUGAUGUAAAAUUUUUUAGGUAUAAAUAUACAGAUAUAAAACCUUGUCAUUCAAAGAAAAGGAAAGCCAUGCAUACAGAUGCCUUAGAAAACGAUGGCGAGAGCAGAGCUCAGUCCUGUCGCACGAGCGGUGAUGGCAUGGAACACAUUGACGUCGCGACCAAAGCGAAAGUGGAACACGAAGAGCCGUCGUCAGCCAGUUUCGAAGCCGUUAAGACUAAGCGACCUCAAUUACCGCGUAAGGACAGCACGAUAGUCCAGGAAGCGGUAAUUGAGUCGAGGACGUUCCAGGGCAGUAGUAACACUGCUUCGCUGCCGUUGCCUGGCUUACACACGCUCUACCGGCGCCCCGACGUGAUGAGCCGCAGCCUUGCACCUGUGCUGCCCAAGGGUGAACUUAUCCAGCUUAAACCCAGGCUGGUGAGCACAUCUGAACCACUGCCGGAGCAUAAGAAAACCAAACCACCGAAAUUCGUGCCUUACGAACCGUAUCCGGGUGCCGUGAAUCCCAUGACUCCGGCACAGCAAGCCGCUAAGCAGAGGACUCAGAGGGUUAGCAAAAACAAUUUAGACAUUGGCGUUCUGGCGGAUCAGGUAUCGACGUUGCGCACCCAGGAACUUAUCCAAGAGAAUGGCGAUGCCAAAACCACCGAUACCACCAGCGCAAGCAGCGAGGAAGUGCAGCGACUGAAGCAAGAGCUGGCUAAAAUGCAAGAGGAGCGAGAUCACUUCAAGGCGCAAUAUAAAUUCCAGACACAAGUGAACAGUGAGCUGAAGAGCCUGCUAGUGGCUUCCGUUGGCGAGGACCUACAGACACGGGUCAACCUGCUAACCGAGGAUAAGCUGCAGUUGGCUCGCGCUCUACUCGACACGGCCAACAAUUUGACGACACACACGGAGCAAAUCGAGUUCUUGGCCAGCCAAUGCGAAGUGUGGCGCUCCAAGUUCUUGGCCAGCAGCGUGAUGGUCGAGGAGCUGGCGCGCUGGAAAGCCGAUCUGACGCAAAAGAACCAAAUGUUGAACGAAUCGACCAAGCAACUGAUGCACACCACACAUCAAAUACGUGAAAUUCAACUGGACAUCCUGAAGCACCUGAAAUUCCUCGCAAAAAUACGCUAUCUGAAUCUGCCUGCCACGGAUGUAAUCAGUCUAAGCGCCGAGAACCUAAACAUCCUACAGCGCAUGGUCUUGCACUCCGGAUUGGGCAUACCCGAAACGACCUUAAAGCUUUCGAGUGCCACCAGUAGUCCGCUCUGUGAGGCAGAGAAGUACGCCGUACAGGCACUUGAAUUUGUUAGCCAGCCACUUAUGGCGACGGAUGAAGCUAUACGCGCACUAUUCGGUCAAGUGCAGCGUCCGCAUUUCGGCAUGUCAGCACCUACUGGGGAGUCGGAGGCGUCAGGCACCUUAAAAUGAGAGGAUCCCUUAUUGAGCAAUAUUUGAUUUUA
Drosophila arizonae is the source of this 1452-nucleotide messenger RNA. RefSeq lists its product as uncharacterized. Gene Ontology annotation, cellular component: Golgi membrane. NCBI's taxonomy places the organism in Eukaryota, Metazoa, Arthropoda, Insecta, Diptera, Drosophilidae. The record is from RefSeq and is a predicted model, not a curated record. Gene Ontology annotation, biological process: Golgi to plasma membrane protein transport; Golgi organization.